AUGCCAAUUGCCUUAGACCAUCCAUACCACCAAGAACUUCUAGUUGCAACUUUAGCAGUUAAAAGGGCAUCGAACUUGACGAAGAAAUUGAGCGAUUCUAUCGUGAACACCCAAAACUCAGGCACCCAGACAAAGGAUGAUAAGUCCCCAGUCACAAUCGGUGACUAUGCAUCACAAGCAAUCAUCAACCAUGCCAUCAAGAAGAGCUUCCCCCUCGACGAAAUUGUAGGAGAGGAAGACUCGGAAUCCUUGCAAGGUGACUCAGAGGAAGCCAAGAGAUUAAGCCUGAAGAUUUUAGAUAUUAUAAACGAAGAACAAUCCAAUAACCCAUUAGAAAUCUUGGGCAACCUUGAAGACUUGCCAUCAGUGUUUGAAGCAAUUGAUCUUGGAAACUCCAAAGGUGGAUCAAAGGGUAGAUUCUGGGCACUCGACCCAAUAGAUGGAACCAAAGGAUUCCUCAGAGGUGACCAAUUUGCCGUUUGUUUAGCUCUUAUUGAAGAUGGCAAGGUUGUGUUGGGAGUUAUCGGCUGCCCUAACUUGGCAGAGAAUAUCGAAUCCAACGAGGACCAAACUGGAAUAAAGGGUGGAUUAUUUUCUGCUAUCAAAGGUGUAGGAUCAUUCUACACCCCAUUGUUUGAUACUGAAGACUUCAUUCCCUUGAAAGAUCAAGAAAAGAUUACCAUGAAACAGCACUCUUCUCCAGAUUCCCUUAAAGUUGUAGAGGGUGUUGAAAAGGGGCAUUCAUCUCAUUCCACCCAAUCCCAAAUCAAGGAGAAGCUUGGAUUCAGCGCUGAGACUGUGGUUAAGCAAACCAUCAACUUAGAUUCCCAGGUUAAAUACUGUGUACUUGCCAAGGGUCAAGCUGAUAUAUAUUUGAGAUUACCUAUUAGUGAUUCCUACAGAGAGAAAAUUUGGGACCAUGCCGCAGGAAACGUCUUAGUGUAUGAAAGUGGUGGACUCGUUGGAGAUAUCUACGGCAAUGAACUCAAUUUUGGAAAUGGAAGAUUACUCGAAUCUAAGGGUGUCAUUGCAGGUAACAAGGCUGUAUUCAAAUCUGUAAUAACCUCAGUGAAAGAAGUACUCAAAUUAUAA
Dujonia railenensis is the source of this 1092-nucleotide messenger RNA. Lineage: Eukaryota; Fungi; Ascomycota; Pichiomycetes; Serinales; Debaryomycetaceae. The record is from the annotation of a GenBank genome assembly.